AGAAAUGACAUUUGAGUUUUGAUUUUGACAGCAAUUUAAAAAGUAAAGGAAAUUUGGAAAAAUAUUAGUUGUUUUGAAACGUUUCGUAUUUUAAUAAAAAAUUAAAUAGGAAUGUUUCAGUGAGCGAUGGGCACUGAAGCAAUUUAUUUUAAUUGUUUAUUAAUAGCUUCAUUGGUGAGCUGCCUGAUUUGUCAAGAAAAUCUUGUAACUGAAAAUGUCAACCUUUCCCAGGAAACGAAUAUCGUCGAAAAUCUUAGUGAAACUUCUCCCAACAGUACUAUAAACGAAGAUGAGCUACCAGCAGAAAGCGCAAAUAAAACACAAAAGUUUGUAAACUGUCUCACAGGAAUGGGUGACUCCGCCGUCCAACUCACAAAUGACACAGAACUCUUCAAACUUUUACAGUCAAAUGUUAAUAUUACUGACCGGGAAAUUCCAUCAUUGUGUGUCGUUGUUCUGUUCUACAAAAAAUACUGCCCAUUUUCUGCUUUGGCAGCUCCACACUUCAAUGCUCUUCCCAGAGCCUUUCCCGAUAUCAAAAUGGUAGCUAUAAAUGCCAAGAUAUUCCACAUGUUGAAUACUCAAAAUGGUAUUGUUGGAGUUCCCACUCUGAUGUUAUUUCAUAAUGGUCGAUCUGUUGCAAAGUAUAAUGGUUCGGAAUAUACAUUAGAACUUUUCUCUCAGUUCAUCAAUAGACACACUGGUAUAGCUGCUGCUGAAAAAUCUACUGUAACCUCUGCAGAUUUUGCUGGUCCUGUCAAAACUAGUCCUGUGAAAGAUUAUGAUAUUUUCCUGAUAAUAUCAUGGUUGUUUGUGAUAAUGUGUGGAGGAUACUAUUUUACUAAGUCAAGGUGGUGGGAGUGGAUCAUUGAAAGUAUCCAAAGCAAUUGGAGGGAGUCGGAAGCACAUGCACAGCAUGAACAUAUAGAAUAGUUAAUUUAUUGAUGUGAAGGUAUAUUAAUUUUAUUUAUGAUAGAUUUUUUCCAUCUAGUAGUUUGAAAAGUAGCUUCAACGUUUAGAUGAGAACAAUAAAUGUUUUUUUCUGUGUUAUGAAGGAGCAGAUCAGAGUGGCAGACCCGGGAAAGAUAUUUUAUUUUUGGUAACGAAUAACUUGAUGAAAACAGAUCAGAACAAAUUCUAUGUAUUGUAUUCGUCAAAAAAAAUGUAAACGGGCCAAUUUAACCUAAGUACUUACGUAAUAUAAAUUAUAGAACAACUUUUCUCCUAUUUUCAACUGAAAAUCUUGUUUAUAUUUAUGAAAGGAACUGUAGAAUAAAUAGUUUAGGUUAUUAUUUGA
Leptinotarsa decemlineata (Colorado potato beetle) is the source of this 1297-nucleotide messenger RNA. RefSeq names its product thioredoxin domain-containing protein bug (gene bug). The record is from RefSeq and is a predicted model, not a curated record. Gene Ontology annotation, biological process: cilium assembly. Lineage: Eukaryota; Metazoa; Arthropoda; Insecta; Coleoptera; Chrysomelidae. Gene Ontology annotation, cellular component: cilium.